Messenger RNA from Drosophila bipectinata, 764 nucleotides. RefSeq names its product phospholipase A2 inhibitor CgMIP-II-like. Gene Ontology annotation, molecular function: signaling receptor activity. NCBI's taxonomy places the organism in Eukaryota, Metazoa, Arthropoda, Insecta, Diptera, Drosophilidae. The record is from RefSeq and is a predicted model, not a curated record.
CAAGUUCGUUUAAGCGCAAUAAUGAAUUCUUACAUUAUUUUUUCGAUUUUAUUUUUGUUACUUCAAACCUCAUUCGCUGCGCCGCCAAAGGAAGAAGAUUUUCCCACUCAGUGUAAAGCUGUUUGCUUCAAUGCCGUACAACCCUUCUUGUCUUACCUGGAGAUCCUUCAAAAGAGGGUCGAGGUCUGUGAGGUGACAGUUGCUGGUGAUACACUGACACAAAUAGCGAUAUUAAAUGGAACUCUGGAAGUCCUUGGCAAAAAACUGGCGACUCAGGAAGAACGGGAGAAGGAGUCAGCUGCUAAAAUAACAAAUUUGGAACAGGCCUUGGCUGCGGGUGCCCAAAAUCUUCGUUAUACUAAGAGUGAACCAUUUGAAAAACUUGGUUCCAAGUAUUAUUAUAUCGAAGAGAAGCUAAGACAAAGCUGGCACGGUUCUUUAAAAAUGUGCCAUAAGCUAGGUGGUCAUUUGGUUAGUCUACAAAAUCAGGAGGAGAUCGAAGCUAUUAACGGAAGGUUGAAGGAAUAUACGUCAUACUGGAUCGACGUGACUGAUCAGUUCAAGGAUGGAGAUUAUAUUUCUAUAUCCACAGGUUGGAAUGCAAGUUUCCUAAACUGGGCUAAGAAUGAGCCCUCUCAUGGCGAAGAGCUCUGUGUCGAGUUGCAUACUCAUUUUGGACCUGCUGUGAUGAAUGAUAGUCGCUGUUCCAAUAAAAAGUUUUUCAUUUGCGAAUCAAAUGCUUUAGAAUUAUGAAAUUUUUGAAA